This is a messenger RNA of Chanos chanos (milkfish), 1101 nucleotides long. It is a transcript of the gene pjvk, whose product is annotated as pejvakin. The transcript is spliced from 6 exons. Bases 1 to 1101 code for a protein of 366 amino acids. Gene Ontology annotation, cellular component: cytoplasm. Gene Ontology annotation, biological process: programmed cell death. NCBI's taxonomy places the organism in Eukaryota, Metazoa, Chordata, Actinopteri, Gonorynchiformes, Chanidae. The record is from RefSeq and is a predicted model, not a curated record.
AUGUUUGCGGCAGCGACGAAAAACUUCGUGAAGCAGGUGGGCGACACGGGGAGACUGAUACCGGUGCCCAGCCUCAGCGAAGCGGACCGGUACCAGCCUCUCAGCCUGGUGACCCGAAAACGGAGGAGGCAUUUCUGGAAGAAGACCAAGUAUGCCUCAACCCCGUUCUCACUGAAAGACAUCCUCGUGGGAGAGAAGGAGAUAACCGCGGGCGUGUCCUCGUACCAACUUUUGAACUACGAGGAUAAAUCUGACGUCGCCCUGAAUGGCAGGCUGAGUAAUCAUUUAAUCAACGAUGUUGGAUUCAACAUCAGCGGUUCGGAUUCUGUAGCGGUCAAAGCUUCCUUUGGCAUAGUGACCAAACAUGAGGUUGAAGUUCCAACUUUGCUGAGGGAGCUUAGCGCAAGGAAAGUUGACCUGGAUCACUGUCUAAUCCGUCAAUCAAAAGAGAGUGGGCGGACUGUUUUAUGUGUCGUCAUGGAGAGUAUCCGCACUACUCGCCAGUGUUCUCUUACAGUACAUGCUGGCAUGCGCGGAACAACCAUGAGGUUUCAGAUAGACGACGGCCGCAACCCCAGAGGUCGUGACAAGGCGAUUGUCAUCCCAGCUCACACAACCAUUGCAUUCAGCAUAUUCGAACUGUACGUUCGGCUUGACGGCCGGCUUGAUAUAUGUGUGGCACCAGAGUCAAGCGGUGGCUUCGAAAAGGAACAGAUCAGAGAACAGCUUGGAGGAUUCAUCGGACAUUUAUCCAUGGGAAGAUUAAGGAGGUUCUUGUCGGGAAUUGUUUAUGGAAAUCCGUUCCGAGCCGAUGACAGGACGUUUGAGGAGCUCACCCACUCUGACAUGUACACGGAUGACUAUUACGAGAAAGCGGCCAGCAUGACCGACCUCUCCACAGGUUACCUGCGGGAGGGUGCGCACACGCGCGUCAACCUGCUCAACCACAACAUACCCAAGGGUCCCUGCGCCCUGUGUGGCAUGGGACACGUCCGUAGAGAGACCGUCUACGGCUGCCUGGAGUGCUCCGCUGGAGGACAGAAGUAUGUUCGGCUACACGCCGUACCUUGCUUUGACCUUUGGCACAAGACACUGAGGUGA